AUGAGAGCUCUCCAUUUCUUAGAAGUGGGAUGUGGUUGCGGGUGCUCCGCUAAGUUACCUAAAGAAGAGUUCGCUGUGCUGCGGGAAGACUUUCAAGCGCUAACAAAACCUGAACAGGACAUCUUCUUAAUGGCCCAACUCAAAUCUAUGGAUGGAGGAGCAAUUAGCAUUGGCCGUAAUUACUUGGAAAACAUCCGAAAUCACUUGCUCAAGAAUGGUCUUCUACCACGGGUCCAUGUACAUGGCUUACCCAGCCCAGUAAGAAAUGUCAACCGAGUUACCCAAUCAAUUAUUUUCCUACCAGCGGAAAUGAGUUAUAAAUCUGUUCAUCGUGACUUUUUGGCUGGUCUAGAAAAAGAUAGUAAACUACGUGCCCUUAAGUAUGAUGCAUUUCGCAAGUUAUGGCAUCAACUUACCCCGUACAUUCAAAUCAUGAGCUCCCGAACCGACUUAUGCGAUACCUGUCAACAGUUGCGGAAUGACUUGCAAUUUAAAGCCCGCAAGGAGGAAGAGGCCCAAGAUCUAUUAAAGAAAUAUAAAGAGCAUCUAGCCAAAGCCAAGUUAGAGCGAAACUAUUAUAACAAAAAUACCAAGUUGGCAGAAGAACAUAGAAAGCUCGUCGACUAUAUUUAUUCCAUAAUGAAAGGCAAAAUACCAUACCGUAGCAUUGAUGUGGCUGCCCACUACAUGCACUUAUUUGGUAUCCAAGAUGAAGCGGUCCGUGAGCAACUUAAUUAUGUGCUGGAUGAGAACGAACUUCUUGGAAAGGGUCCGAAUGGUAUCCUUAGCCUAGUCUUCGAUGGGAUCAAGCAAUUGAAUAAAGGCGAGAAGCACCUGAAAGUCACUUGCGACAAUGCUGGUGGACAAAACAAAAACAAUGCCACUAUUUGGUUUUACUUGUAUCUGGUAAUUGCAGGCUAUUACGAAAUAGAUUGUGUCGAUCAUGUCGCAGACGUGGUGAAAAGGUCCAGUAUUGCCGGACUAAACAAAGCGCGGCGUUAUAAUGAUAAAGAGGGUUUUCAAUAUUAUGAUAUUUUAAGCAGUUUGGCAGCCUACUUCAUGAAACUGCCGGGCAUGCAAAAAUUUCAGCACUUCCUUUUCACCAAUAUUAAUCCCGGCGUAGUCAAAACUCAAAAAACUGUGAACGGUCCUUUCCAGGAAUUCAAGUUAAUAAAAACUAGUCAAUUUGAGACUUCAAAAGUCAUAGAAAAAAUUAAAGCGUUAUCAUUUCCAGUGCUGGUGCCUCCUCUGAUGAAAUAUGAACGACAAGAAUAUCUCUAUAAUUAUAUUCGCCCCUUUGUCCGAGAUGAAUUUAAAGAUAUUACUUGCCCAAAACCAUUG
Ambispora leptoticha is the source of this 1341-nucleotide messenger RNA. NCBI's taxonomy places the organism in Eukaryota, Fungi, Glomeromycota, Glomeromycetes, Archaeosporales, Ambisporaceae. The record is from the annotation of a GenBank genome assembly.